AUGAUUGAAAAGACGGGCAAAUCUUCGAGAAGAAAGAGACACUCUUCUAGUGGAGGAUGCUCGAAAACAUUUAAAUGCCACGGAUAUGGUGAUUGUCAAAUGGAGUUCACGAGACAGGAGCACCUGGCUAGGCACAUCAGGAAGCAUACGGGCGAGAAGCCGUUCCAGUGUCAGCUGUGCUUGCGUUUUUUUUCCAGGUUGGACAAUCUAAAGCAACAUACGGAGUCUGUGCACUCGGUUUCGAUGGGCAACACGUAUCUGAAAUGUGCGAAACCCAAUCGUUUAUGGUUGCCCGUGUCUACGCCUCCGGGGAGAGGUUCGGGUGUUGUUGGAGGAAGUUGGGAUGGAUACAGGGCCGAGCAAGAACUUGGCCUAGAACUUAAUCAAAACCAAAACCAAAACCUGGCGCAGGCGCCAGGCUUCAGAACCAAGCCGGUGUUGCCACCGACUCCCCCCGUCGUUGGCCACUCGUUUGGCCUCAUGCCGCCGCUUUCGAAGUGUCCUUCCCCAACGGCCAGCGAGUUUUCCCAGCAUCCUGUAGUCGACUUCAAAAAUUAUGAGCUGACUGUAGGGCCCAUCGUGUUUCCACACAGCAAACCACCUUCAAAUGUUUCAAGCAGAAACCCAUCCCAGAACCAGAACCAGAUCCAGUACCAGCACCAGCAUCAGCACCAGCAGCAGUACCACCAGCAACAAAUACAUCUUGGAAUGCCACAGCGGGUCAUCCCACAAACCAUCUUCUGUCAGCGUCUACCCCAGAUGUAUUCCCCAACUUUCGCGGGCUUCGACGAAAAUUAG
Messenger RNA from Kluyveromyces marxianus DMKU3-1042, 798 nucleotides. RefSeq names its product Usv1p (gene USV1). Gene Ontology annotation, cellular component: chromatin. Lineage: Eukaryota; Fungi; Ascomycota; Saccharomycetes; Saccharomycetales; Saccharomycetaceae. The record is from RefSeq and is a predicted model, not a curated record. The transcript has a single exon. The coding region runs from base 1 to 798 and encodes 265 amino acids. Gene Ontology annotation, biological process: regulation of transcription by RNA polymerase II. Gene Ontology annotation, molecular function: RNA polymerase II cis-regulatory region sequence-specific DNA binding; DNA-binding transcription factor activity, RNA polymerase II-specific.